AGACGCCUUUAUCACCAAUGUCUCAACAGCCUAAUUUGACACAUGAGGUAUGUAACCAAUAAAUAUUGUUGAGUUUUGAAGUAAUAUUUGGAAACUUUUGUACAUAUUCUUGAAUGCAUUCUUGAUUUUUGCAGGAGACAAUGAAUGAAUCAGAUGAUGACACUCCUGCCCUUGAUACUCAAGUAUUCUCUCCUAAUCUGACAAAAAGAGGUAUAUGCUCAAUGAUAUUGUUUUCACAGUUGGAGUUUACAAAUUAGUUUUGGGUGAUUUUUUUUACAUAUAAAGGCUUUUCUGAUUUUUGACAGAAAGAAACAAGUGAGUCACCUGCUGAGAGGCCAUCCAAUCCUAAUCAAGAUGGAAAACCAGAUGAUGAGGUAAUAUUUAUUCUAGAAAUUAUAGUUGAAUGUAUUCAUGAUGGCCUUUCCUGAUUUUUUUUUGCAGAUUGUGAGAGAGAAAUUAACAAGGGAGUCACCUGCUGCUCAGAGUCAAGCUUCGCAGAAAGAAACAGUGGAAAUGAAUGAGACACCUUCUUCUCCAAUAGCUCCAAAGAGUAUUGAAACUCCCGUUUAUACUCCAAGUCAGACUCAGCAGAUUGAGAGAGAGCCAUCGGAUGACACGCCUGCCCUUGAUAGUCAAGUUUUCACUCCUAAUCUGACAAAAGAGAGGGAAACACAAACCUCUACUGAUGAGACGCCACCCAAAACUAAUCAAGAAGAAGGAAAAACAAAUGAUGAGAUUGUGAUUGAGUCACCUGCUGCUCAGACUCAAGUUUCGCAGAAAGAAACACUGGAAAUGAAUGAGACACCUUCUUCUCCAAUAUCUCCAAAGAGUAUUGAGGCUCAAGUUUUUACUCCAAUUCAGAAACAGCAGACGGUAACAGAGGGAACGUAUGAGGCUACACAGCCAUUGACUGAGAUCAUUUCAGCAAACAAUAAAAAGGAGGAUAUACAUGUUGUGCAUCACACACCUUCCUCUCCAUUGUCUUCACUAAUUGCACUAGUUAUUGAGGAAAAUAAGAAUGCUUUGGUAAGAAGAAAUAUUUAAAAUGUUUAUGUAAUAUUUUUCUAUUCAACUAACUCUUACCAUUUACUUUUGUC
Molecule: messenger RNA, 1097 nt
Organism: Brassica napus (rape)
Lineage: Eukaryota; Viridiplantae; Streptophyta; Magnoliopsida; Brassicales; Brassicaceae
Exons: 6
Coding region: 412-1044 (210 amino acids)
Source: RefSeq, a predicted model, not a curated record